AUGUCAGACGGGCGUUAUCCUAUUACUGGUAAUCAGAAAGCAAAGUGUUGUAAUGUUUCAUCAUGGAUAAAAAGCAAGAUUGAAGAUGAAGGUGUGCAGGCAAGAAAUAUAAUCAAGUAUAGUGUUCCCGUUGAUAAUCCCAGUCCCCGUAAACGUUACGUUACGAAGUGUAAUUUUAGUCGAUCUUCCUCUGAAAUUGUACAACAAAUCGAAGACCCAGCAAAAGAUGAAAUGAUUACAAAUGUUAUAUCUUCAUAUCGGGAGAGUAGAAGUCGAGGCUCUUUAUGCUCUGAUGUUGAUCAUCCUAGUAGUUUACAUAAUAGAACUAUUUUAAGUGUAGAUGGUUUUCAUGAAGGACAAGCUAUCUCUGAUACAUGUUCUUCCAGUUUAAUUUCAACUAAUUCAAGAUCUAUUUGUUCACAACCAUAUCAUCGACAUCUUAGUUCAUUGGGAAAAACAAAAACAACAACAACAUUAACUCAUUAUCGUCAGAUGAAUCGUGGGAAACCAUUAACUGAAAGUGAGUAUAAAGCACGUUAUUGGGGUCAAAUGUUGGAAACAUUAAGACGAACUAUAGAUGAGAUAUAUUCAGCAUGUGAAACAGAUGAAAAUGAAGUGGAAUGUAAGGAGGUGAUCAUGAUUUUAGAACAUAGUAAACAAGAUUUCUUCUCAUUAAUUGAAAAGAUGAAUUUAUUACGUGAUUAUGAACAAACUGAUGCACAAAAUAGGCCAAAUUCUCUUACAUGGGAUGAACGCACCACUUUGCCAGGAAAACCAAUUAUGCAUCAGGUUCUUGCAUCUGCAUCAGGUGUAUCUACACAACAUCCUUAUCUUUCACUUCCACUCAGUAUUAAAUCAGAUAGUAGUAUGAUUGAGAUACUAGAUAGUGACUCAGAUUUUGGUGGUAAUAAAUCAGGUAAUUGGCGUUUAUUAGUUACACAACCUAAAUUAAUAAAUGGUAAGACUAAUGAUGAUGAAAAUAGUGAUUUAUGUGAAUCAUGCACUAUACCUUCUGUUAAUCGAGAUUGUGGAUCACAUGAACUUAUUGGUUUGAAAGCAGUUCACUGUAAAAAAGAUCUUUCAAAUGUUGCUCAUAUAGAUGUAUUCAAAAUGCGACCAAUAGAAAUCUCAAAUUUGUGUAGCUUAGACAAUGAACCACCUGAUGGUAAUGAUGGUGAAGAUGAGGAUGAAGUUGAAGGAUAUAGUCAGCAUCCUUUGUGCAGAGCUUCAGAAGAGAGUACUGUACAUCUUGAAGAAAAUCAAAGACCUAACAUAUCUGGAUACACCUAUCUAGUUGAUGAUGCUGAAUACGGUGAUCAUGAUGAUAACAUAUUGUCUCAUGAUUUGGAAAAAUUAGAUAAGGCUAUUGCACACUUCACUACUGCUGAACGUGUUUUAUCACAUCAAUUGGAUAAAGCUCAACUUGCUGAAACUGCUCUACGAAGACGUUUAAUUGACGAAGAUAAAUUUGUAUUCACUCGAUCUACUGACUAUACUCAAUCAUGGUAUUAUCAUCAGGAUAAUAAUAAUAAUAAUAAUUUUUCUAAUAGACGAAAUUCAAUUGAUGAGAAUUAUGAAGAUUCGAAACAUCUACUACCUACAUGUGAUAUUGAUGAAGAAGUUGAAAUUGAUACAGAUAUAGACUUAUUACAUAUGGAUGAUAGCGUUUUAUUAGAUGAUUUUAAUGAUUCAGAGAAGGUGAUUACUAGCCUGAAAAGUGAUUGUUCCCGUGUAAAAGAUAAACAUAAUCAACAGUAUACACUUGAAGAAAUAGAUCAUUCACCAUUGAAUUGUGUUCAAGAGUCAUUUCAUAGUCAACUGCCUAGUACUACUACUACUACUACUACUACUGCUACUACUACUACCACCAACACUACUACUACUACUACUACAACUGAUUACUCUAAAAAGAUUUAUCCAAAUAAACUUGUCAUCAAUGCCUCUGAUAUCAAUCAUUACUGUUGUAGUUGCCAUUGUCAUAGUGAUAAAUUUCUAUCUGUAGAUACGAAGAAGAAAAACAAUAAUCGAAGUAAUAAUUUACAGGAUCAAAGUAAAAUCUGUGAAUCAGUGAAAAAUUCAUGUACAAAAAUAUCUCUUAGUAGUAGAAGUAAUAGUAGUAUAUCUCAAUUCAAUUCCAAAUGUUUACAAAAUCCUAUCAAAUUAAAUGUACCAAUGAAAUUGAAGAUAGAUCAUCACUUGGAAACAACUGAUUAUCCUUGUCAAGGAGAUUAUCAAAGCGAAAUAAACAGAAAUCAGUGUUUCACUUCAACACAAUCAACUGAUCAGAAUGUUGAUGAAAUGAAUAUUCCAUCAAAGAACAUAUAUUCAAAUUCAUUGAAAUCUACAAAUACAAAUCGUGUUGAAAGGGAUUCUCUGUGUAAUUUUGAUCCACAUACUUCAAUCUCUUUAUCAACAGUAUCAAGUCAUGAAACUGUUUGUCCUCUAUCAAUUGUUACUUCAGAUGUUAAUAUUUGUCAACAAGGAUUAUUAUUUAUUCCACAAACUGAAAUGAAAUCACGUACACCUGGACAUGGUGUUCAUAUGCAUGAAAAACUUUCAGCUCGUUCGAAAAGACGAACUGCAAAUUCUAUACAAGAUAUUGAGGAGAAACAAGCUCGUGCCCGGGUAUUACGUCAGCAGCACCUUCUUGAACGUACAGAACGUGUACAUGAAUUGAGCAAAAAGGUUGAUGAAGUUCACCUACAAAAGCGACUACUGUUACAUCAACGACGUUCUUGCCUAGAAAGACGUCUACAUGCUGCUGAACGUAAGCGUCAAGCUGAAUUGAAACGUAGAGUACUUAAAGCACACGAUGAAGAGACGAAAGGGAAAGAGAUUGCAUUUAUACAAACACUUGAAGCAGAACAAAAACAGCACAGUAUUCUGACUAAACAUGAAGAGAGUCGUGCACGUCUACAUGAAUUGGCAAUUGAACGUCAAAAACGUUCAGAAGAAAAAUUAGGCAGAGAGGAAGCCGCUAAAAUUCGUCGAAGAGCUUUAGAAGCAUCACGUAGAGCUAAACUGGAUGCUUUACAGGCUAGAUGGGAAACUAGAGCACAACAAUUAGCCUCACGAGCUGAAUUAAUGGAACAUUCACGUAGAGCUGCAGCUCGUGCUAAAGAACAAUAUCGUGAGAUUAGAAUGGCCACUUUAGAGGAGCAACAACGUGCACAUAUUGAACAGUUACGCUCUAAAAUUCAGCGUAAACAAGCAGAAUCUGAACGGCGUCAUCAGGAAUCAUUACGGGAAAUUAGUCGUAAAGCCUUUGAAAUGUCUGUACUUACGCAUACCGGUGAUGAUUCAUUAACUGUCCCAGGAAUUGAACCGUAUCCUAUACAAAAAUGGUGUAAAGCAUGUCAAGUUAUGAUUGUAUCUGAAGUAUCACUGAAAAGUCAUUUACAUGGGAAACGUCAUCAAAAUGCAAUUAUGGAAGCUGCACAAAACCGUCCUGUUGGAAGAUCUGAACUCGAAGCAUUCAAUUUAUCACAUCUUAUCGAUGCACCAACAGAACUUUCAAAUCCUCAAUACAAUGCACAACAAGAACGCUUAAAACUACACAAGAAACGUACUAGAAAAUUAAGACAUAAAUUAAAUCAAAAGGGUCUACAGUUUUUGAAAGAACUUGAACAAAGUAAGGUUACUCUCCCUGAUUCUCCGAACAAAGCACAGCUUGUUAAAUUGAUUAAAGAUGCUCGACGUUUUUUGAAUCAACCUGAUUCUGGUCCUUGGGUUAUAACAAGAGUUCAGGCUAUGGAAAAAUCUUUAAACGCUUUAUUACGAUGUAUUUGUAAUAAACAGGUAAAAGAACAAAGUGGACAAUCAUCACUAUCGGUCAUUUCAUCAGAUCGACAGAUUUGUACUGUCAGCGGUUUACUCUCCAUCUUAGUAAAUUUAAUUGGGCUGAUAAGAGAGCAGAAGCCAUUGUCAACACAGUUAGUUCCAGAGAAAACUUAUAAACUUGCCUGUCGUCUACUAGAAACUUUAUGCUAUUCAAAUGAAGAUGCAUACAUUCGUAUGCUAUUGUCAAAUGAUGUUUCAAUACUUGUUGAUUGUCUUGUCAUCAAAUUUUCGGUUUAUAUUUCAAACAAUCGUUAUUUUAACUGUUUCAAUUCUUCAUCAGUAAUAAAAGAGGUGAAUACACCAACAACAAUAACAGAUCAAUUAACUAAUGAUCCAUUAUAUUUUCAUUGUUAUUCUGGAAAUUCGUGUACACUUGACUUAUUGAAUUGUUUAACUAGUCUAUUGAAUGGAUUUUGUCAAUUGAAUUUUACUUCAGAUGAAUAUGAUAAACAUAUAAGAAUUGAUUAUCAACGCGUUCAAGACUUUCUCAGUUAUGUUGUGAGUAGUGGCCUAGUCGAUUUAAUAUCUACACGACUGUCCAAUCCAAAACAAGCUAGCUGGUUAUUAUCAUCAAAUAAUAAUAAUAAUAAUAAUAAUAGUCCUGGACGUCAAAACUCUUCAACUACAAAUCCAUCUGUAGAACACUGUCAACAAUUUGUAUUGAGUAGUAUUGCUUUUCUAACGAGUAUUACACGUCUUCUCAAUAUAAUCAUGUCAACAUCAGAACAAAUGAAAUGUGAUCAAUUAAUGAAGGUGACUGGUAGAUAUCAUUCAAGUAAACAACAAACUUCUGUAUGGAGUUCUCAAUCAGAUUGUUGUUUAUCAUCUAAUAACUUUUUAGUGAAUAAAGUUUCUGAAGGAGUUAGUAUUAUUCAACAGCAAAAUCAUCAUCAUCAUCAUGUAGAUAAUCCAAUGAAUAGUACAGCUGAAAGAUGUACAAGCACAGGAUCUUCUCACGAUAAUAUUUCUGUCAAUCGAAAAACAACAUAUGAAACAACUGGUAAUUCAUCGAUUGUAUUAGAUAUUAAUGGACAAUUACUACGAGAUCCGACAAAAUUAUUAGAAACUGUUAAUACUACUGAAGUUUUUGGCUUAGUCCCAUUAUUGUAUUGUCUUCUUCUUGAUCCAAAUAGUCGUCCAAUUGAAGCAUUGGUAACAUCUAUUGACAAUGAUUCAAAUCUAAUCAUCAGUAAUACUAAUAUGUUAUCAGAAUCUGCUAAUAAAAUGAAAAUAAUUCCUGAUCAUCAUUAUCAUCAUCAUAAAAAGUCAAUAAAUCGAACUGAAUCAUCAUCUAUAAUCAAUAGAAAAUUUCCAACAGAUAUGCUUAUCUUUAUUGAUUAUCAAGAAUCACAAUCAUUUCGUAGUAUAGUGAUAGCAGAAAUUACCUUGAAUAUUUUAAAAUUAGUCAAUUCAUUAUUUUCUCUUCAUCAAAAUAUAAUGCAAUCGAUUCUUGGUAGUGAAUUGAUAUGCUUAUUAAUGCGACAUAUAUUAGUCAAUCUUCUGACACGUUGUGUUCCUCAACAAGUGAACACUAGUCAUAUGAUGCCUCAUUUGUGUCCUACUUCUCCUCCUGUCCCCCAUCAUCACCACCUCCAACAACAACAACAACAUGAGUUCAAUAUCAAUCAUUAUUCAGAAUCAAUUAGAAAAGGGAAAGGUAAUAAAUCUGAUAAUCAUCAACAUACUGAUAUCGCUGCUCCUGGUGUUGUUGGUGAUGAAGACGGUGAUACAGACGAUCUUCUUCCAAGUGGUGCUCGAAAAGUUGUUAUUAAAAGAAAUCCAAAGUUGAAAUUUAUCAAUGGAGAAGACAGUCAAUUGGUCAGAACAAACAAUUCAAGUAAUCAUUUUGAUACUGUUCAUCAUGAAAAACACUUUAAAGACUUCACUCAUGGAAUAACAGAGAACAUUUUACAUGAAGCUAUACUAUGUAUGGGUCAUUUGUGUGCUUUAAAUUUAGAAAAUCAGACUAAUCUUCAAUGUGGUCCUUCACCAAAUCUUUUACAACGUCUUUUAUCAUUACCAUUUGAAUAUUUCAGUCAUCGUCCAUUGACAGAUAUUCUAUAUCCAACUUUAAUUGCUUGCUGUUAUCAGCAUAUACCGAAUACAACAAUCUUGGAAAGUGAACUUAGUUCGAGUAUUUUGGCGAAUUAUAUAGAAGAACGUUUACUUGAGAAACAGAUGGAUACUUUAACAAAAGUGAAUAAUUCAUCUAAUAGUUAUAAUGAUGAAUUCUUAGAUAAGAGAUAUAGCUUUGAAAAACGUUUCUCUAUGGUGGAAUGGGAUUCUGCAAAAGCUUAUUUCUCAAGAUAG
Messenger RNA from Heterobilharzia americana, 6150 nucleotides. NCBI's taxonomy places the organism in Eukaryota, Metazoa, Platyhelminthes, Trematoda, Strigeidida, Schistosomatidae. The record is from the annotation of a GenBank genome assembly.